Messenger RNA from Olea europaea var. sylvestris, 505 nucleotides. Its product is annotated as 60S ribosomal protein L39-3. Gene Ontology annotation, molecular function: structural constituent of ribosome. NCBI's taxonomy places the organism in Eukaryota, Viridiplantae, Streptophyta, Magnoliopsida, Lamiales, Oleaceae. The coding region runs from base 131 to 286 and encodes 51 amino acids. The record is from RefSeq and is a predicted model, not a curated record. Gene Ontology annotation, biological process: translation. Gene Ontology annotation, cellular component: ribosome; cytosolic large ribosomal subunit. The transcript has 2 exons.
CUAGGUCAAAUCGAAGCCCUAGAUAUCGUAUUGGGAUUAGGGCAUAUAAGUUCCUGCUGAUCCUCUACACAGCCAUUUUCACGGGCACAAGCAGCAAACUCAGAGAGAUCUCUCCGUCACUAGAACAGAAAUGCCGUCUCACAAGACAUUCAUGAUAAAGAAGAAGCUGGCGAAGAAGCAGAGGCAGAACAGGCCCAUUCCGUACUGGAUUCGGUUGCGCACUGACAAUACCAUCCGCUACAAUGCCAAGCGCCGCCAUUGGCGCCGAACCAAGCUCGGCUUCUAAGCGGAGCCCCUAUUUGUUAGCGCUCUUUCCAAUCCGAUUUGGUUUCCCAUUAGGGUUUAAUGUUUUGGAAUUAAAUCAUCGGUACUGAGAUUGCGAUGUAGUUUUGAUGGAUUUUUAUUACCUCUAUGUCUCGGAUUAAAUAGAUGUUUAAUUUUCAUAACUUUGUUGUAUGAAUUUUGUUCUUUUUUCCUAUAUAUAAAUGCUUUAGUUCUCGGCUGA